CGAGAGAACUUCCGGUACAUGAGAAGAGAAGACAGACCUGCCGAAACGAAGAUUAGUUUAUUUACCAUCUAUUUAGCGUAGAGCUGGAAAAAAACCAAGCUCUUCUAAUUCAAGUGAUUUGUCAUGGCCGAGCCACGCAGCCCAGUGUCCGCUUCUGUACCCCACAAUCCGAUGGUGCUGCCCACCCCUGAGGGCUCGUCUCUUGAGAUGGACCCGAUGGAGUACACCCUCCGCAAGCGUCUGCCUCGCAAACUGCCCAAACGACGGAACGACGUCUACGUCAACAUGAAAACCGACUUCAAGGCCCAGCUGGCGAGAUGUCAGAAACUUCUGGACGCUCAUAGGGAAAUCUGCAUCCACGGUCUGGGACUGGCUAUCAACCGGGCCAUUAACAUCGCCCUACAGCUUCAGACGUCCAGCCAGGGUGCGCUGCAACUGGCCGCCAACACAUCCACCGUAGAGCUCAUCGACGACCUGGAGCCCGAGGAUCCAGAUGAAGCUGGAGAGCCGCUAACACGCACCCGUAAUAACUCGGCCAUCCACAUCAAGGUGUUUUAUCCCAACCCGUAGAGCCAGUAUCAACUAUCAACACAAUAAAUGGGAACUUCAAAGACUUCAUAAACAUUAAUGUAAAGUUUGUGGUGUGCUUUAAAGGCGUUGUCUAUUUUAUUUGGUAUGAGUUUUGGUCUUGUUCAGACUAAAGCUAAAACUUUUAAGCCUUGCAUUUGAGUUUGCAUAUGAACUUUAUUGCUUUAGUGUACCAAGAAGUAAAAAGGAAAUGUGCCAUUUCA
Messenger RNA from Rhinichthys klamathensis goyatoka, 791 nucleotides. RefSeq names its product POP7 homolog, ribonuclease P/MRP subunit (gene pop7). NCBI's taxonomy places the organism in Eukaryota, Metazoa, Chordata, Actinopteri, Cypriniformes, Leuciscidae. Gene Ontology annotation, molecular function: nucleic acid binding. Gene Ontology annotation, cellular component: ribonuclease MRP complex; nucleus; nucleolar ribonuclease P complex. The record is from RefSeq and is a predicted model, not a curated record. Gene Ontology annotation, biological process: tRNA 5'-leader removal. The transcript has 2 exons. Bases 124 to 570 code for a protein of 148 amino acids.